CCGAACGAGGACCAGCGCAGCAGACUGGGAACGUCAGAGUGCCCUCCGACUUCGUCGCGUACGCAUCCCUCCUGCCUGCUCGAUCGCGAACGCAAUCGCGAGUCGUCAUCGCGAGUCAUCAGCGCGAGUUAUCAUCGCGAAUCGAGUUUCACGAUUUCGCGCAUCGGAAGCAACGCUGCGUCUCUCGUUCGUGAGCGCGAUUGUGUCUCUGUGUCCGUCCGAGGGAACUCACGACUCGCAACUCGCCACGAAGAGCAAAACGGAAAUUGAAAACGACGACGCGAGCCGGGACCGAGAGACACUCCGAACUUCAUCUCGCGCGGAAUUGUGCGGAAUUCUCGUCGGCGAGGCGAGCUCCCGGCUUCCCUCGAUUAUAUCAUCACCGAGUUUCUGCCCGCUUCUCGGGAAUUAUCCUCCAGGAUUCGUUGGCAGAGACAUCCGGUCUGACUAUCGGAGAUUCUACUACUGAGUGCCGCAGAAGAUAGUCCUCGGACAGUCGCGUCUUUUUCAGUCUCCCCUUCCACGAGUGUUUGCAGGAGAGAAAAAGAAUCGUCGGCAGUGAUCGUCGCAUUGCUCGCUCGUUAAUCAAUCACGCAGUAGCAGGGAUCUAUCGUGACACAGUGUAUUUCGCAGUUCUCGUUCGAGUAAAAAGCGAGAGAUCGAUAGAUCCUCCGAGGAUCUAGGAUGGACACCUGGGAGAAGCGGCGCUCGUAGAUUUCCCACGUGGGCACCGUUUUUGAGCGCGUGAUACUCUGAUUAUUGCUGGUAAUCACGCGGAAAAGCGACAUCGAAAGUACACUGAAAAAUCGUGAAAAAUCGUAGCGAUUGGGCACGAUGCGCUGAAGAGGCAUCACGGACCAGAAGUGGGUACGGUCCAGGCGCGCUGGACGCCUUCAAUUAAAUCGUUUCAGCAUCGAGUGCGGAACGGUCAGAUAAUAAUAGCACUAGGACGAGUAAAAGAGAGAGGGAAAAGAGAGCAAGACAGAGACGGCGUGGAGUCGCGUGACUCGAUUGAUUUGGAAAUAUUACGACAAAUAUCGCGAUGCUGCUGCGAAGAAGCGUUUUAUUAUCUUCAUAGAAAACUGGGACGUCACGUAUAUACGCGCAUGAGAAAACCAACUGGACCAGCUUGAAAUAGCACUCGAAGAGGGGAUGUUGACUGUGGGAAGGCACGUAUAAUUGACAAAUACUCGUAGGGAUUUUCUUAACAUAUAGCAGAGCCGAUGGUAGCGGAUACGGCCGAACGGAUGCAUACCUGCGUGGAAAAUUAACGUCCUAGAGUGAUACAUACGAGUACGAAAGUUGAAAUUUUGACAUCCUCGCGAGGCUGGGAGCCACCGCAUUAAUUGCCCGUCGUAAUUGGGGUUUGUAAGGAUCGCGCUUAAUUAGUUCGGGUCAACGUGAACGAUGAAGUGGUGCGUGCUUGUGUUGGUGUUCGCUGGUCUGAGUAAGGGCGAUAACGCCAUCAAUACGGACAUUUUCAACUGCCCGGAACUCAAUUCUCAAGAAGACCUCGACCUCGACAAGAUAAUGGGCAAGUGGUAUGUCGUGGAGGUGCUGGAGCACAGAAUCGACCCGCUGAAACCAAUGAGCGGCUCGUAUAUUAUCGACUCGUGCCCGAUUGUAACUUUGAGGCCGUUAGACCAUGCUUCCUUGAGGCUCUUGUGGAGCGAGGAUGCUGGAAAUCUGGAGUACGUCUUCCGAAUACCAGAUAUCGUCAGAAGAAAGGGCUUAUGGCGAACCAUGACUUCACAGAAUGGUACCUUGGCGGAGAAGCAGUACAAGCAGUUCACCGGCAGUGUGCACGUAAUGAAGGCCGUCGCGUCGGACAUGGUGUUGACUUUCUGUUCACGGAGCCCCAACAGCCAACUCUACUCGCUGCUACUGUCGCGCGAGCACAUCCUGCAGAAGAGCGACAAACGAGGCGUUCACAAUCUGCUGGGACGUCGCGGCCUCAAGAUCGUCAGCAUCCGAGAGACUUGCGUAAACGGCGGGGCCGGAUCCAGACGUGGUGCGCUCGAUCUCGCCGCUUGGACGACCCUCGUCGGCCUUCUCUCGUCGAGCUUCCUCCUCAGGCCCUGGCAGUGGUGAAUCAGAUGGACGAUCGAUCCUGAGAGACGCGAUCGUUGCUUGCGCUCGAGCGUCUCCGUUUGUCUUCGGCUAAUUAGCGUGAUUGUUAACACUUUGGAUGCCGUGCACGAGUAAUCUCAAACAUCGUCAGAUACGAAGAUUCGGCGACUACGUUGGAUGUUGUCCUGUUAUGUAUAUUUUCGUAAAAUGCGUUUGUUAAAUCGGGAUAAUCAAUUAUCAUUUUUUCGGGUAAUUAUUCUCAUUGCAAAAUCCAUAUUUUUGGGAAAUUUUUAUUAAGUUUAUAUAAAGUAAAUUAUUUUAAUUAACACCUGCAACCUGCAAAGAAUAUGAAAUAUUAGAAGGACGAUGGUUUGAAUCUCUAAAAAACUAAAACAAUGACCAAUAUAAUUGUCAAGUUGAACAUUAUACAUCUUUUUCGUUUUAGGAUGAACGCGCUUUCAAGCAUUUGUUAUGUAAUAAAAUCAAGAAUAAGUUUUGGAAACACAAAGUUCCGCAUCCAAGGAGUUAAACUUACAUGGCACCGCGACGGGCGCUCAUUGACAUCGAACAAUUUCUUCUACAAUUAACUUAACGUCGUUUAUCACGCAUACUCUCGAUCAGCAUCACGGAAAACGGAAUUGCGAUUUGGAUGCGCAGCGCGUUCCCGGUCCAAAGUAAUCACGUAGAACGAGCGUACUUCCUCGACGAGAUUUGCGAUUCGGCGGCUCCGACAAACGACCCUAAGAGGAUCAGAUCGCGCGGAACAGGGAUCGAGAGCGGGAACAUCGAUAUCAUUUGCCGGCCGCGACUCUUACGAACCUCCUUCCGCUAAGCGUAGAUCCGCCCGGAUCGCGUCGGCCACUCGAAUAUUUUUCAGCGACGUUCCCGUCGUUUGUUCCCGCCCGAGAAUGAAUUACCCAUUAGGCGAUCUCUCUUCUCCGGGCACGGUGACAUCGUCACGCUUUUCUCCGCUCUCCGUGAAGUUUUUAAUCAAAGGUGCUUUGUAGCGAACACAUGGAAACGCAAGCGCGCGUAUAAAAAAGUUCUCCGCGUAAAUAUGUUUAUCCGUGCCGCGGUCGCGGAUGAAGCAUGUGCAACACGGAGUGAAUUUUUCCUUUUUUUUCCUCUCAUCGUGCGGCAUCUUGGGUUGCACGUUGAUGUUUUUCUCGCAACGCGCAUCCACCAACCCCGGAGGUGGCGUAUGCCGACUGUGAAUCAGAUUUGACGCUUCUCUGUCGCACGCGCGAUUUAAUUACAUUUACACCGUAUGGAACUAACAAACAAUCGUUCUCCCACUCGAACACGUUACUUUUUGUACAUAACGCGUUACUUUCCGCCUCGCGGUCGACAGUCGCGGGACUGAAGUUUGCGCGAGCGAAGAGUUCGUCGUGAGAAUCGCAAAAAGACCAGAAGAAAAAAGAAAGGUACUCGCAAAGUUUGAGCGAACUUGUUAAGAUCACCCCGUCUGUGCUUAGCGGCCGCUGCAAAAAGCGCGCGGUUCCUUUAAUGGCGCAAAUCCCCAAGAAAUCCGUAACACAGAAGGGGGGAAGAUUAAGAAUGACGGAAUAUCGGAAUCUUGCGCGAGUACCGCUCUGAGGAUUUUCCGCAAAUACUUUUCCGAUAUCGGGGAGACGUGCACCCCCGGCGCGGGCGUCCCUUUGACCACGCUGGAUAUUCGAGCGGCACUAACGCUCCCUUCUCUUCUGCUUCACCCCCGUGUUUCCGCGCAUCCUGCUCUUAUAUACUUGUCCGUCAGGAAAGUUCCCUCGAAUUGCUUUAUCGCGGGGGAGCAUCUCGAUGCUCGACUCGUGCCCCGCAGAUAAGAGCGCGGAUUACGUGAAGAGGAAUAGUGGCGGUGGUGAACCACCGAGGGACACAGGGAGCGGCCGUGCUCGUGUUCGUGCUACGUGUGCCUGCGUCAAAUCCGACAGAGAGGAUGUGCUCUCCCGACGAUUUCGAGUACCAACCGACGCGGCAGCAACCUCAUGCAGAUCGCGGAACUGUCUGGUGAUAAUGCCGUACCACGGAGCAACGUGCAAAGAGUUUCCGCGCGAGAUUCACUCGUGCUUCUCUUCCGUAUAUGGGGAUUCUCCGUAUAUGGGGUGUUUUGAAGAAAGAGAUCCGGAGGACGUGCAGGCGCAAAAUAUAUUCGCAAUCAGUGUUCCGUUCUUUAAACAGCUUUCAUGGAUGGAUAAACAAUUAAAUAUAAAAAUGAUACAUGCUGAUAAUGAUAUACGAAUAAUGAAAUCAUUUAUUUAAAAUUUCCAGGAUUUGGUUUUUUGAAUUAGGAAUCAACUAAAAUGACUGAUACAACAAUACAUAAGUAAUAGUUUGAGAUUUUUAGGAAAUAAAACUACGCGCUAUCGAAUCUUGUAAGGAGUUUUAUAAUAUUUAUAUACCUCAAUGGGUUAUAUAGAGCAGCAUCAGUAAAUAACAUCGAUAUCGAUUUUACAGUUUGUUGAGACUUUCCUUUACAGCCGGGUGAGUGCCGUGCGUCUCGAGAGUUUGCAAGACUCUUCUUCAAGACACCGCGUAUUAUCCCGCUCCACCUCUGGGUCACGUAGAGCUGUCGCGAUUGUCGCGACGUCGUCGCGUUUGGCAUCGUCUUCCUUUCUUGCGUAACGAACUCAUCGAAAUCUUCACGUUCGCGCCUGGAAUUUCCGAACGCACGCAAACAGGUAACAAUUUCAAAUUUCUUUUCGGAAAUCUUUACCGAUUACAGUAAUUUAUUGAUCCAGUUCGUCGAAAGAAAGCACGAAGCGCCUCACACGUUUUUUACAUAAUUACUAAAUAUACGCUAUUAAGAAACCAACGACAUGGUAAUGGUAAUUAUAAUUAUAUUCUAAUGGUAAUUAUAUAUCGCCUUUUUCAUUGGCAAAUUCUCGCACAAGUGUAUCGCCACAUCUCUAACGCUUUAAGGAAAGAAAAAUAUGUUCCUCGCUUUGAGACAUUUCUACGUACGCGUUAUUGAGAAUCGACGAAAAUCGCUUAGGACCGGAACAACCACGUUGCGCAUGGUAUAUUUACGAUAGGCAAUUGUAAUUUUGGCCAAAGUUUCGAAAAAGUUCUCGCCUCGCCGUCGAAUUUAGUUAGUACGCCUUUCUCUGAGAUCAAGAGCGGAAUUUUUGAAUAGCGCGAUCUGAAAUAGAUCAGAUGAAGUUACAUAAAUAUUUUACCGGAUACUUUUAUUAUUGGCAAAUUUCUCAAAUUAACACGAGCCAGGCAUUUUUCGAGACUUUGCUUGUAAUUUUAAGCAAACAUUCUGAGUGUGUUCAAUAUGAAUGAAUCACAAGCCGCGUGAGUGAUCUGUUUUUUUCUUUGCAAAACUUAAUUAUCGAAAUUUCAAAUCGAAUAUUCUUUUAUCGCGUCAACGCUUUAGAAAAUAAAAUUCUAAUUUGAAUAUCUGAGAACGAUUUCACAGAGUUUCACUUAUACGUGGCUUUUGAUCCCAUCGACUCAAGUAAUCACGCAUGAAAGAUUUGUGUCUCUGGAAACUGUACGAAACUUUCGUGAGCUCGAGACACGUUAGAUAGAGAUGCAUGUCACACGUGUUUCCGUUAGCGAGUGUAAAAUGACAAUAGGAGGUGUCAGCGGUCAAGCUGAUUCUGAAAGGAUGGGAUAGGUAACGAAUCGUCACGUUUUAUUGUUAAAGUAUAAAAACUACCAAAGAGAGAACCAAAUAUGGCGUGAUAUCAAUGUACCGUGACAAUUUCAUAUUCAAUCUGCAAUUUUCGAAUGUUGUCUCUUCAGUCGUCUAGAAAUAAGAAUUAUCGAUAAGCUAUUUCUCGACGUAAUCAAGCUGUAUAAUUUCUCGUUAGCGUAUAACACAAGUUUUAUGAUUAAUUUAAAUUUCGUUAUUUCUUUCGAAUAGAUUGAUAUGCAAAGUCAUACAAAUUGUAAGAGAAAUGAUAUUUUAACCUAAUUAUGAAAAACAUUGUUACGUCUGAAACUUUACUACAUCAUUUCAGAUUAAAUAAUUAUUUUAUUUCGAAAUAUAAGAAGCGGAAUAUAUAAAAUAAUCAUAUUUAUUAUUUUAUAUAUAACUUUAUUGUUUUAUAUAUAACUCUAUAGUAAAUUUAUAUCGCUAAUUAUCGAGAUGUCGUUAUUACUAGAAAAAGUUUAUUAUACAAUGAUGUAGUUGUUAAAGUAAUCAUAUUUAUAUAUAUAUAUAUAUUUAAAUGCAAAUAGACGAUAUUAAAAUGCGAAGUGAUUAUGAUUAAAUUCAUAUAUUAUAAUGAUCACACAGAGAUGCUGCAUUCCUUAUAAACUUCGAUAAGUCUGAUAAACUACUCGAAUGUUUGUAAAAUUGCCGAAGACACGUAUUCGAGAAACAUAAUUUAUUAAAACCACGAACCAAUAUCGAGACUAAAAACAGAAAGACUAAAACCUCUCAGUUGUAAUCUCAUUUCAGGAGAUUCGCUUUAACGUUACUGUGACGGAAAUGAGACUGUAAGAUAAUCCAUGCGUAUCGAUAUAGGCAAAUUCCGUCACAAACAUUGAGGAAUCAUCGUAAUAAUUAAUAUAACGAAGCCGUCACGUUAACUGUUAUAAAUUAAUAUCACAGCUGCACGAUUGCACGCGCGUUGCCGCAGCGGUAGCGGGUAAACAAUUAAAGCUCGCUAUGCGGGACGCGAUUAAGUCCGGUUACGGCUCGAUAGCUCGAUGGCGGUGCUGAAGGAGACUCGGCUUAUCGAUCCUCGUGCUCGAGAGCAGCUCCGAGGGCCCACCGUUGUUUCCAUAACGCCGUGACAUUAUGCAGAAUUUACGAGGCCGCGGAGCUAACCGUACGAGAGCCGUGCCAUCAAUUUUUAUCACACUCACUUCCGAAUUAAGCUUAAACACGAUAUUUCUUUUUGAGCAUACGACCGGCGGAUUUAUCGGACGAUUACAUGGAAAUCCCAUAACUCGCGUUACCAGCUGCCGCGUAUCCCUCACAUCCGCACAUCGAACGGGAUCGCCAUUACUUUUUCAAUAUCUCGCCGUUUAUUGAAGGAUUAUUAUCAGCGCUCGUCUCCGGAUAUGUUUCUCGAUCCAUCACUCGUUUCGUAUCUCGAGACGAGACGGCGACCCGAUGCUUGAGUUUCCGUCAACCCCUUGUCGCUCCGGAAUUUAUUGCUUAAUCACGUUCGCUCGCCUAAUUAAAUUUUGACGUCCCGAAAUUUCGCUUAAUAAACGUGACUUACGGAUAAUUUUAUCCGAAAUCGUUUGAAAUAUUCGAGAUUUUCGCGUAUUUUCGAUCUUCAAUAACGUUGGAGAUGAUCCGAGAGAUUUUCGUCACGUAUCUGACACGAUUCAACCCUUUCGAAGUAAUUCAAAUCUCAUCAGCCCAUCAAUAAUUAAUUAAUGUAUCGAUAAAGAUAAAAACGCUAGGUGAGGAAGGUAUAAAAUUAUGAGCAUUUACUGUGAAAGAGAAAAAUAUCCUGUAUAUAUCUUGACUUGGAGUUGAGGCAAGAUAUUCGUGAUAUCGAUCGUGAAAAACUGCCCGCAAUCGUCGCAGAUUCGCGCGAAUUAAUUUACGCGUAAAGGGGGAUAUAUAUUAGAGAGCUCGUUAUUAAAUUAUUAUAUUACUCGAUGCCCCACACACACACAUACACAGUCGCGCGGAACCGCGCGAUGUUAUGUUUAAAAUGCUCUAGAGCCUUUAUUUAUUGUACAGAACGCUGGAUAUUACACGUAUAAAUAAUACAUACCAUAUGAUCGAUAGUACCUAAUACGAUGUAAUCGUAUGCUUAUUAUGUGUAUAAAUAUGAAACAAUAAAAGAAUUACUUGGACGUUUCA
Molecule: messenger RNA, 7849 nt
Organism: Ooceraea biroi (clonal raider ant)
Lineage: Eukaryota; Metazoa; Arthropoda; Insecta; Hymenoptera; Formicidae
Source: RefSeq, a predicted model, not a curated record